GCAUGCGCAGCCUUCGCUGGCCCCGCCCCGUCCUAUUCGGGCUCCCGCCUCUGUUCAGGACACUGGGUCCCCUAGGAGCCUCCCCAGGCUUAAUGAUUGUCCAGAAGGCGGCUAUAAAGGGAACCUGGGAAGCUGGGUGGAGGAGGGAGCAGAAAAAACCCAACUCAGCAAAUCUGGGAACUGUGAGAGCGGCAAGCAGGAGCUGUGGUCAGAGGCUGUGCGUCUUGGCCGGUAGGGCCUGCUCUUUUCUACCAUGGCAGCCCAGGGCUAUGGCUAUUAUCGCACUGUGAUCUUCUCAGCCAUGUUUGUGGGCUACAGCCUGUAUUACUUCAAUCGCAAGACCUUCUCCUUUGUCAUGCCAUCAUUGGUGGAAGAGAUCCCUUUGGACAAGGAUGAUUUGGGGCUCAUCACCAGCAGCCAGUCGGCAGCUUAUGCUAUCAGCAAGUUUGUCAGUGGGGUGCUGUCUGACCAGAUGAGUGCUCGCUGGCUCUUCUCUUCUGGGCUGCUCCUGGUUGGCCUGGUCAACAUAUUCUUUUCCUGGAGCUCCACAGUACCUGUCUUUGCUGCCCUCUGGUUCCUUAAUGGCCUGGCCCAGGGGCUGGGCUGGCCCCCAUGUGGGAAGGUCCUGCGGAAGUGGUUUGAGCCAUCUCAGUUUGGCACUUGGUGGGCCAUCCUAUCAACCAGCAUGAACCUGGCUGGAGGGCUGGGUCCUAUCCUGGCAACCAUCCUCGCCCAGAGCUACAGCUGGCGCAGCACGCUGGCCCUGUCUGGGGCACUGUGUGUGGUUGUCUCCUUCCUCUGUCUCCUGCUCAUCCACAAUGAACCUGCUGAUGUCGGACUCCGCAACCUGGACCCCACGCCCUCUAAGGGCAAGAAGGGCUCCUUGAAGGAGGAGAGCACCCUACAGGAGCUGCUGCUGUCCCCUUACCUGUGGGUGCUCUCCACUGGUUACCUUGUGGUGUUUGGAGUAAAGACCUGCUGUACUGACUGGGGCCAGUUCUUCCUUAUCCAGGAGAAAGGACAGUCAGCUCUUGUAGGUAGCUCCUACAUGAGUGCCCUGGAAGUUGGGGGCCUUGUAGGCAGCAUCGCAGCUGGCUACCUGUCAGACCGGGCCAUGGCAAAGGCGGGACUGUCCAACUACGGGAACCCUCGCCAUGGCCUGUUGCUGUUCAUGAUGGCUGGCAUGACAGUGUCCAUGUACCUCUUCCGGGUAACAGUGACCAGUGAUUCCCCCAAGGAUGUUGCUUUCUGGACUCUGGCUCUUCACCCUCUGGCGGAGCUCACAGGCUUUACAGAGCAUGAGCUCUGGAUCCUGGUAUUGGGAGCUGUAUUUGGUUUCUCCUCGUAUGGUCCCAUUGCCCUGUUUGGAGUCAUAGCCAACGAGAGUGCCCCUCCCAACUUGUGUGGCACCUCCCACGCCAUUGUGGGACUCAUGGCCAAUGGUUCUUCCCCUUCCCCGACAGUGGGCGGCUUUCUGGCCGGGCUGCCCUUCAGCACCAUUGCCAAGCACUACAGUUGGAGCACAGCCUUCUGGGUGGCUGAAGUGAUUUGUGCAGCCAGCACAGCUGCCUUCUUCCUCCUACGAAACAUCCGCACCAAGAUGGGCCGAGUGUCCAAGAAGGCUGAGUGAAGAGAGUCCAGGUUCCGGAGCACCAUCCCACGGUGGCCUUCCCCCUGCACGCUGUCGGGGGAGAAAAGGAGGGGCCCUGCCUGGCUAGCCCUAAACCUUUCACUUUCCAUUUCUGCGCCUUUUCCCUCACUCGGGUGGCGCAGGAAGUUAUCAGUGGCUAGUGAGGUCCCAGCUCCCCCAUCCUAUGCUCUAUUUAAAAGAUAACCUUUGGCCUUAGACUUCAUUAGCUCUUAUUUCCUGCCUUCAGACAAGCAGGAAACUUAUGCAGUCAGGAAGCCUCCUGUACCCUUCUUCUUUUCCCAGGCCCUGUCCUUCCCCCAUCCUACCCCAUCCCCACCUAAAGUGAGGCUAUCUUUGCAGCUGCAGGGCACUAAUGACCCUUGACUUCUGCUGGGCCCUAAGUCCUCUCAGCAGUGGGCGACUGCUGUUGCCAAUACCUCAGACUCCAGGGAAAGAGAGGAGGCCAUCAUUCUCACUGUACCACUAGGCGCAGUUGGAUAUAGGUGGGAAAAGAUGACUUGUUAUAGAAGAUUAAAACUAGAUUUGAUACUGAA
Nomascus leucogenys (northern white-cheeked gibbon) is the source of this 2184-nucleotide messenger RNA. RefSeq names its product solute carrier family 37 member 4 (gene SLC37A4). The record is from RefSeq and is a predicted model, not a curated record. Gene Ontology annotation, biological process: phosphate ion transmembrane transport; glucose-6-phosphate transport. NCBI's taxonomy places the organism in Eukaryota, Metazoa, Chordata, Mammalia, Primates, Hylobatidae. The transcript has 10 exons. Bases 254 to 1630 code for a protein of 458 amino acids. Gene Ontology annotation, molecular function: glucose 6-phosphate:phosphate antiporter activity. Gene Ontology annotation, cellular component: endoplasmic reticulum membrane.